Molecule: messenger RNA, 210 nt
Organism: Rotaria sp. Silwood2
Lineage: Eukaryota; Metazoa; Rotifera; Eurotatoria; Philodinida; Philodinidae
Source: the annotation of a GenBank genome assembly
AUGCGAAAAUUUCAACUCUCUAUCACUUAUUAUUAUCGUGAUACGAGCAUGGAAUCCGAUGAUGCUGACGUUGAUGUUAAUGAUAUUGGUCAAGUUAGUGAUGUUGCUCAAGUUAAUAAUAUUGGUCAUGUUAGUCAUAUUGGUGAAGUUAAUAUUAUUAUUGACCAAAUGCUGGCCACCAAGCGCAAACUCUAUGCAAAAGUAAAUUAA